Molecule: messenger RNA, 264 nt
Organism: Macrosiphum euphorbiae (potato aphid)
Lineage: Eukaryota; Metazoa; Arthropoda; Insecta; Hemiptera; Aphididae
Source: the annotation of a GenBank genome assembly
AUGUGGCGACAUGCAAAAUCAUCACUUUCACAAUACUGCCCAAUAAAAAAUGUCUUCGGCGAUUACACGGCUAAAAAGCUAGUGCUUAUGACACGUCUUCGUAAUCGUAAACUGAGCUUUACCCAGUUUUUUAAAAAAGCUGACGAACUUAAUGAUCCGUUAUUGAGUAAAGACUUCAAAAAUAACGACGACGACGACGGUUCUGAUUGUAGUUCCGAAUGUUCUGAUACACACACGACUGAUACUAUGAAUACUUGUUUGUAA